AUGGGUCAAGCUGAGGUCAACAAUGUGAAUGACAGAAUACCCUUCAACAGCUUCAAGAAUGGCGGCAUUAGCGGCUGUGAAUCCAAACCUGUGCCAGGGGGUAAGGUCGAUGAAGGAGGCGAGCUCGAUGACGGAGAACUUGUGAGUGUGGAUGGUGAAGUUGGCCUGGGAGUUGGCCAUGGCGGCGAGGAGCUUGCAGCUGCCGAUACGGGCUGCGCGGGCGAUGAGGGCGCGGAGAAAGGCGCAGGUGAGGCGCUGGUUGCUGUCGCCGUCUUGUGGGGCGAUGUUGUUGAGGACCCAGAGGAUCUGCUGGGCGAGCGUGGCGUCGUUGGUUUCGAUGGCGUUGGCGCAGUGGACAAGCAGCUGCUCCAUGCAAUUGGCGUCGCCGAAGUUGGUGCCGAGGGCUUUUGCGGAGGUGGGGAAGCCGGGCCAGGGGCGGGUGCGGUGGGUUUGGUUCUUGUUCAUCAUGGGGAGAUUGGAAAAUGGUGCGGUGAUAAUUUGGUGCAAGGCUGGGGGUGGUGCCUCAGUAAAUUGCAUCAUUGA
Prunus armeniaca (apricot) is the source of this 543-nucleotide messenger RNA. NCBI's taxonomy places the organism in Eukaryota, Viridiplantae, Streptophyta, Magnoliopsida, Rosales, Rosaceae. The record is from the annotation of a GenBank genome assembly.